Molecule: messenger RNA, 1479 nt
Organism: Caenorhabditis angaria
Lineage: Eukaryota; Metazoa; Nematoda; Chromadorea; Rhabditida; Rhabditidae
Source: the annotation of a GenBank genome assembly
AUGCGAAUUAUUGCAGACCAGCUUCAUCACAUCACUUUGUAAGCAUAUGGGUGAGAGUCGUAAGAGACGUAGGCGUGGGGGCAAGAAACGUUCUAGAAAUGACUUAACUGAGGAAAAUAAUUCUUUACCUACUCCGACUACUGUCGAGUAUAAACCCAUAUCUAAAGGCGAACCUUUGGUUCAGACGGAUUCUCCUCAACAUGACUUGCCCGAUCAAUCGAAUGAUGCGCCACAAAAGAAGCGAUGCAAAAUCGAAUCGUACGCCGACCCUUUUGGCUUGGAUGAGUUCUUCAAGAGCAUGCGAACAAAAAGUUCAGGUGAGUAAUGGGAAGACUAGUUUAGGGUUAGUUGAAAGGUUUGUGAGGAGGGAUUUUUAUUAAUGAGUACUUCAUUAAUUAUAUGUUCCUUCUAUAAAGGUGAAACAACGUCCGUCUACUUCAUAGUGCCGUGAAACAAUUGAAGUCGAAUCAUUCGCCUCGUAAAAGUAAAUAAACUUGAUUUUUGAUACAUUGAUGCUAUUAAAGCUCAUUGUUCCAAAUGAAAUGAACACUGUGACUUGUAUCAAUUAUUUUUUUGCAGGAACAGCUUCAUCGAAAUGCUGAUCUCGAGGAUGCUCGAAUAUUGGAGUUGGAAUUAUCAAAACGACGAGUUAGCGGAUACGGGUUAUUCAAGUGUUCAAUGAUAUUGUCACCAAAAACAAAUAAAAUAUAUAUUUAAACUGCAUUAAUGGUUUUGUUAUAGACAUUCUGAAACGACAACAGUCAUUUGUUCAAGUCCAUCUUUCUUCGUGUUCUGCUAUCCGUCAAUAUAGGAAAAUAUGUUCAUGUGAAAGGUUUUGGGUGUGAUUGCCGGAAAUUUUGAUAUCCAAAAUUGAGUAGUGUUAAGCGUCAAGAAAACUCAAAGAUGAGAUUUUGAAGGAGACCAGGCUUGAUUUUUGGGGCGGGCUCACUUAUCCUAACUAUUGUUCAGAAUUUCGACAACUUUCCAACAUCAAACCUCGGGAGAAAGUUCAGCUCUCAAAGAAAAUUGAAAUUUGCCGUGAAAAGCACAAAACUCAAAAUGGUCAAACGAUCAGCGUAUUCCCGAGGUUGAUAUUGCCCAAAACAAAAAUGAAGCCAGAACAUACCAUCAGUCGGGAGAUACCGCUCAAGCAGUGUUCAAUAAGGAAUUUUAUGUAUUAGUGUAUUGCGUUUGACUUCUUUACGCCAACUUUAGCCAGCAAUAACCAUGCAGAAUUCAAAAUGUAGAAGGUCCAAUUCAAAUAUCAAUUCGUGUUUGAGCAAGUAAAUAUCCGCGCAUAAGAAUCCAUAGGGAAGCAGUGUUUUGUACCCAACAUAGUGAAAGAAAAUGAUGUGAAGUUUCCAUUUCAAGUGCAUCAAAAGUUUGUUUGGUUGUUCGCGGAACAGGUUAGCCCUAAGCAGGAAUCUUUUCUCACAGUAAAAAGUUGCAGAAAACGUUGAAGCGAUCGUCAAGUGUUAA